Molecule: messenger RNA, 3016 nt
Organism: Pteropus alecto (black flying fox)
Lineage: Eukaryota; Metazoa; Chordata; Mammalia; Chiroptera; Pteropodidae
Gene: SLC9A3
Product: solute carrier family 9 member A3
Exons: 17
Coding region: 1-2538 (845 amino acids)
Biological process (GO): regulation of pH; proton transmembrane transport; sodium ion transport
Cellular component (GO): brush border membrane; apical plasma membrane
Molecular function (GO): sodium:proton antiporter activity
Source: RefSeq, a predicted model, not a curated record
AUGCCGGGAGCUCUUCGGACAGGUGCUGCGGUGCGGGGAUGUCUGGGCGCGGGGCCCCGACCAGACCGGGGCCGGGGCGGGUUGGAGGUGCGUGAGGUGCCGCGGGCGCUGGGCAUCGAGGAAGAGCCCAGCGGCGCUCAAGACGCAAGCCAGGGCUUCCAGGUGGUCACCUUCGAAUGGCACCACGUCCAGGACCCGUACAUCAUCGCGCUCUGGAUCCUCGUGGCCAGCGUGGCCAAGAUCGGCUUCCACCUGUCCCACAAGGUCACCAGCGUGGUGCCGGAGAGCGCCCUGCUCAUCGUGCUGGGGCUGGUGCUGGGCGGCAUCGUCUGGGCCGCCAACCACAUCGCGUCCUUCACGCUCACGCCCACCGCCUUCUUCUUCUACCUGCUGCCGCCCAUCGUGCUGGACGCCGGCUACUUCAUGCCCAACCGGCUCUUCUUCAGCAACCUGGGCACCAUCCUGCUGUACGCCGUCGUGGGCACCGUGUGGAACGCCGCCACCACAGGCCUGUCCCUCUACGGCGUCUUCCUCAGCGGCCUGAUGGGGGACCUGGACAUCGGGCUGCUGGACUUCCUCCUGUUCGGCAGCCUGAUCGCUGCCGUGGACCCGGUGGCCGUCCUGGCCGUGUUCGAGGAGGUGCACGUCAACGAGGUGCUGUUCAUCAUCGUCUUCGGGGAGUCGCUGCUGAACGACGCCGUCACGGUGGUCCUGUACAACGUGUUCGAAUCGUUCAUCACGCUGGGCGGGGACAAUGUGACCGGCGUAGACUACGUGAAAGGCAUAGUGUCCUUCUUCGUGGUGGGCCUGGGGGGCAUGCUGGUGGGGGUCCUGUUCGCCUUCCUGCUGUCCCUGGUGACACGCUUCACCAAGCACGUGCACAUCAUCGAGCCCGCCUUCGUGUUCAUCAUCUCCUACCUGUCCUACCUCACCUCCGAGAUGCUGUCCCUGUCUUCCAUCCUGGCCAUCACCUUCUGCGGCAUCUGCUGCCAGAAGUACGUGAAGGCCAACAUCUCGGAGCAGUCCGCCACCACCGUGCGCUACACCAUGAAGAUGCUGGCCAGCGGGGCCGAGACCAUCAUCUUCAUGUUCCUGGGCAUCUCGGCCGUGGACCCGCUCAUCUGGAGGUGGAACACGGCCUUCGUGCUGCUGACGCUGGUCUUCAUCUCCGUGUACCGGGCCGUCGGCGUCGUCCUGCAGACCUGGGUCCUGAACCGGUACCGCAUGGUGCAGCUGGAGGUCAUCGACCAGGUGGUCAUGUCCUACGGCGGCCUGCGCGGGGCUGUGGCUUUCGCACUGGUCGUCCUCCUGGAUGAGGACAAGGUCAAGGAGAAGAACCUCUUCGUCAGCACUACCAUCAUCGUCAUCUACUUCACUGUCAUCUUCCAGGGCCUGACCAUCAAGCCCCUGGUGCAGUGGCUGAAGGUGAAGAAGAGUGAGCACCACGAGCCCAAGCUCAACGAGAAGCUGCACGGCAGGGCUUUCGACCACAUCCUCUCGGCCAUCGAGGACAUAUCAGGGCAAAUCGGACACAAUUAUCUCAGGGACAAGUGGUCCAAUUUUGAUAGGAAAUUCCUCAGCAAAAUCCUCAUGAGAAGGUCCGCCCAAAAGUCACGCGACCGAAUCCUUAACGUGUUCCACGAGCUGAACCUGAAGGACGCCAUCAGCUACGUGGCCGAGGGAGAGCGCCGUGGGUCCCUGGCCUUCAUCCGCUCGCCCAGCACGGAGAACAUGGUCAACGUGGACUUCGGCACACCGCGCCCCUCCACGGUGGAGGCGUCCGUCUCCUACCUGCUGAGGGAGAACGUCAGUGCCGUGUGCCUGGACAUGCAGUCCCUGGAGCAGAGGAGACGCAGCAUCCGCGACACGGAGGACAUGGUCACGCACCACACGCUGCAGCAGUACCUGUACAAGCCGCGGCAGGAGUACAAACACCUGUACAGCCGCCACAAGUUGACUCCUGAGGAGGACGAGAAGCAGGACAAGGAGAUCUUCCGCAGGACCAUGCGGAAGCGCAUGGAGUCCUUCAAGUCGGCCAAGCUGGGCAUCGGCCAGAACAAGAAGGCGGCCAAGCUGUACAAGCGGGAGCGCGCCCAGAAGCGGAGGAACAGCAGCGUCCCCAACGGGAAGCUGCCCAUGGAGAACCUCAUGCACAACUUCACCAUCAAGGAGAAAGAUUUGGAACUUUCGGACCCGGAGGAGAACCCCGACCACGACGUGGAGGAGAUGAGUGGGGGGAUCGAGUUCCUGGCAAACGUCACCAGGGACACAGCAACAGACUCCCCCUCAGGAAUUGACAACCCUGUGUUCUCCCCGGACGAGGACCCAAGCAUCCUGUCCAGGAUGCCACCCUGGCUGUCCCCCGGGGAGACGGUGGUGCCCUCCCAGAGGGCCCGCGUGCAGAUCCCCUACUCCCCGGGCAACUUCCGUCGUCUGACACCCUUCCGCCUCAGCAACAAGUCAGUGGACUCCGUCCUGCAGGCCGAAGGCCCCAAGGAGCAGCCCCACACCUCCCUGCCUGAGUCCAUGCACAUGUAACUGGCCCCUCGCCUUCCCUGAACCCUAACUCCUGCUCUCUCCCUAGCUCCUCUGCCACUCUCGGCUCUGGACCUGACCUCCGCAGACUUUCUCCCGUAGCUGCCCUUCCUCCUGCUAAGCCUGUUCUCAAAGCCUCUCACUCUGCUGCACGUUUCUUAGGAGACCUUCUGACUCUGCUUCUUGCUUCUGCAGCUGGGAUGUCGGGAUCCAGAGCUGUUUCAGGAUUUGACUAUUUUAGCUUCUUGAUUAGAAUUCACUCUUAGAUUGUCAGUUUGACCACUAACGACUAACUACUCUGAAAUAGUGUUUGAUCCCUGUGGCCAGCCAUGAGUCCACGUCACACGCUCAUAGGGGACCGGGCACUGGCCUGGCGGGGUGCUAUGUGGAAAGGGAACGUCUACCUUCCUCCCUGAUGGCCCCCGGGCCUUGGGAAACACCCAUGUGACAAGUGAGUCCAGGAGAGAAGCAGUGGGUCCCU